CGAGCUCUCCGGGGCAGCUGGCAUUGCAUCCUUCCCCACCGCACUCUGCCCCACGGGGACCCGGGGUACCCUGGCAUCCACCUCAACAGAGGGUUGGGCUGGGGGGGGACAGUGGGGGUGAGAGCUGCAGCAUGGAGGAGAUCACACGGAAACGGAGAGUGUGAAGGAACCGCAGGUGUGAGAGGAAGUUGGUGCUGGACAGUCGCCGGCUCCGACUGGUUUCACACCUCUCCAGCUGCAAUGAGCUCGCUCCGGUGCCAUCCAGAGAUGCACCGGCAUCGGGGUCCCCGGUGCCCGCCGGCACUGUUGGUACCGCUGUGCCUGGUGCUGCUGGCUGCAGCCAGCGGCCAAGGACCCUCGGAGUGCCAGGAACGACCUGUGUCUGUGGGUGGAACGCUGCAGCUGCAGCCGGAGAAACCCCCGGAGCGGUGGAUAAAGCUCACAUGGAGAGUGAGAUCGGAUGGAGGAGACCAGCACUGGAUCCUGAGGGCUGAGAAGAAUAAAUCUGUCCAAUACUCCAGGGUUCCUGUUUCUGGGAGAGCUGGUUUCCAGGAGGAGACCGUCUCCCUGUGCAUCAGCCUGGUUCGCCCGGCAGACAGUGGGGUCUAUUGGGCAGAAUUUGAGGACACAUCAGGCUCUCUUACUCAUCAAUGCUUCUGGGUGUCGGUGUGGGAUCCUGUCGGCCAGCCGCGCCUGGAGGCACACAUCCUGCACCAGGAGCAGAGCUGGUGCAACCUCUCACUGCACUGCACCGUGCCCAACACCGGCAACGUCUCCUACAAUUGGUCCUGCACCGGGGAUCCCCCGGCAGCCCUGGGGCACCAGCCCCGGCUGCAGCUGCAGGUCCGUGGGGACACCGACCCCACCGUCUGCUGCUGCAACGUGAGCAACCCGGUGAGCUGGAGCAUGGCCAGCACCGAUGUCGUGGCCGCCUGCCACUCUGCAGCCUCAGGUGGUUUGCCCUCAGGGCUUUUCAACAUCCUUUUAUGGUGCGGAGGGGGGCUGGCACUGGCCAUCCCCGUAGCCCUCUUUGUCACCUACUGCUGGCGGAGGAAGCGAGGAAAGGAUCCCCCGGGAGGACAUGACGAGCAGACACUGACUGUCUAUGAGGAGGUGGGCAAAGCCCAAACCGGCCGAGACCCUAAUGGGACCAGUGAGGCCAUGGGGGACGGAAACACCAUCUACGCUGUUGUCUGCACCAAAACGCAGGGACCCAGCUACCUUCAGGAUUCCGAAAGGUGCACCAUCUACUCCACGGUUCAGCCCACCACGAUGCCUACUUCUCUCAAGAGGAAGAGGCUGGACCCAGCUUUGGUUUCCACUGCCUACGUAGAGGCCACGGGGGGUCCUAGACGCUGGUGCCCCCCGUCGCAGACCUCAUCCCUGGGUCCUGCAGCCCACCAACUCUUCUAGUGCCCCGAUUCCCUCGGCAAGACCUUCCCUUCCCUACAGGCCUCUUCUCCUGCAGCACCCAGAGACCUCCAGCACCCACCAGGACCCCACCCAGCAAAGCUGGAGGCUCGCUCAGCGUGGAAACGGUCAGACGUGGGUUUCUGCAAGGAUGCAAACCCCAGCUGCACCUUGGAGGCUUUCCUGUGAGGCAGGGAGGAGAGACUGGGUGAUGGAAGCCUGUCUUCGGAGGAGAUGGAUGUGAAAUUGGACAGGCAGGGUUGUGGGGGAAGAGGAUACAUGUGAUGUGCGUGUGUUUAGUGCCAGUGUGUGAUCCUGUGAGGUUUUUUUAGGUCCUGACAGUUUUGAUGCACCUUGGGAAUUUAUUUUCAGGUGUAAAUAUAAGCUGAACUGUGUGAGGCAA
Molecule: messenger RNA, 1813 nt
Organism: Grus americana (Whooping crane)
Lineage: Eukaryota; Metazoa; Chordata; Aves; Gruiformes; Gruidae
Product: natural killer cell receptor 2B4-like
Exons: 9
Coding region: 241-1413 (390 amino acids)
Biological process (GO): natural killer cell activation involved in immune response
Cellular component (GO): external side of plasma membrane
Molecular function (GO): MHC class I protein binding
Source: RefSeq, a predicted model, not a curated record